This is a messenger RNA of Aspergillus mulundensis, 2379 nucleotides long. RefSeq names its product tRNA (guanine) methyltransferase (gene trm5). Gene Ontology annotation, cellular component: cytoplasm; mitochondrial matrix. Gene Ontology annotation, biological process: tRNA N1-guanine methylation; mitochondrial tRNA methylation. The transcript has 6 exons. NCBI's taxonomy places the organism in Eukaryota, Fungi, Ascomycota, Eurotiomycetes, Eurotiales, Aspergillaceae. Bases 1 to 2379 code for a protein of 792 amino acids. The record is from RefSeq and is a predicted model, not a curated record.
AUGCAACUGCCCCGAGCGGCCACCAGCCGUGAAGCUACAGACCAGGAAUCAUGGGGUGAAUCAUGGGCGGUGGUGUAUGGCUCUCUGCCUUUUCUUACUUUUGGCGCAUUGCAUACAGGCCGGCGACUCUACACCUGCCAGAAAGACCACCAACACCGAUGCAAGUUCUUCCUAUGGACUAGCGACGCCGAGGCCCGCGAGAAGCUAGCCCUCCUGUCGAACUCCCGCACCGAAGCGCCUGCUUCUGGAUCCUCGUACCCAAGUCCAUCGCCGCAAACUCCCUCGUCGAAGACUGCCUCCGCGCAGCAAAGUACGGGCGGCCUUCUAACGCCGCAAACAGGCGGGCGAAACUACGGAGGCUCACGAUUCAACAAUACUCCGACAAGCACCGGCGCUAGCGCGAAAGCCCGCAUGAUGGCCGAAGACACAGAUGAGUUCGACUGGGACGAGGGACUGCAGAAUGAGAUGGACCAGGUGUUCGAAAGCAGCCAGCCUCUGCGACAGCCGGAGUUUGGGCUUCCAUCGCGCAAGACGCCGCGCACGGAGAAAACAACUAGCCCGGGGAAGCGAAAGAGGUCGGUUGACGAUGACGCGGAGAGCGAUAGGACAGUUACGCCGGGCGGGCCUGCGCGUGGAAUGGGAACGGGUGCUCAUGUGACGCCUUUCCUCACGCCUACGCCGACGCGGUAUAGGAAUGCAGGAGUAGGACUUGGGGCUGCGGAGACGCCGCUUGCGACGUCGUCGGAUCUAGCGGCGCAAGUUUCACGGAUACUAGAGGGUCAUGAGGUUGACGUUCCGGUUGGAGCAAUGGAGGAGUUGAGGGCGCUGUUUAAUCGGCAUGAGAUGAAAGUGAAGGGGAUAAUUCGAGGCCGGGACAUAUCACGGGCUGCCCUGAAGGACAAGGAUGAUCAGAUCGUGAGGCUGAAUGAAAGGAUUUCGAUGCUGGAGUCGCAGCUGGAGCUGGAACGCACGCGCGCGGGCCCCGGCUACCUCUCUGAAAUGUAUCGACCCCCCGUUAACCGCGCAAUGCGGGUUCUGGACCGAUCGUUCUUCAAGAAAACCGUACCGCUUUCUGCCGCCACGAUAUUCAAGAACUCGGAUAUCUCGAUGGUGCGAUCGUCGCUGCAGAAGAGCAAGGAUAUACUUAAUCUACCCCGCUUGAGUACGAUCCAGGACGUCAAGAAGGAUGAUGUCGUCAAGAAGUGCUUGCUGCUCAAGGAGGAAAUCAAAUACGAUGAUACUGCGACUUGGUCGCCGACUAUCAACGAGUUGGUGAACAACGGGAUUGUUGGUGUUGGGCCUUUCAACCUGGAGCUGGACUACGACUAUUGGCUUCACUCCGACAUUAUCAGCGCGGUUCUACCGGAGGAUCUGCUUGAGGAGGUUCCGCAGGGCUUCACGCAGGUGGGACACAUCGCCCAUCUGAACCUUAGGGAACAAUACCUUCCAUGGAAACGCCUUAUUGCAGAGGUCCUGCUGGACAAGAACUCCACCCUUCGCACCGUGAUCCGAAAGACCGAGGACGUUGGCUCUCACAGCGAAUUCCGGACGUUCCCUUACGAGCUCCUGGCCGGUGACGCGGAUAUGAAUGUCAUUCAGCAUGAGCAAGACUGCGAGUUCCGUUUCGAUUUCUCGCGCGUAUACUGGAACAGUCGUCUCCACACGGAGCACCAACGGCUUGUAGAACUUUUCAAGCCAGGGCAGAUGGUUUGCGAUGUCAUGGCUGGCGUUGGGCCGUUCGCGAUCCCCGCUGGUAAGAAGAAGAUCUUUGUCUUUGCCAAUGACCUCAAUCCGCACGGUUACGAGGUGAUGCAGGACGCCGUGAAGAGGAACAAGGUCCAUCGAUUUGUCACGCCGUUCAACCAAGACGGCAGGGACUUUAUAAAGUGGUCCGCGAGGGCACUUUUGAGGUGGGACUCACCGGUGGUGACCAUUUUGCCAAAGAGUAAACAGUCAAGGAACGCCCCCGGCAAAGCGAAAGAAAGCAAGCUUCCCGCAGAAGUAUACCACCGUCCAAAGCUCGUUGACCAUUAUGUGAUGAACCUUCCGGGUAACGCCCUUGAGUUCUUGGACGCAUUCAUCGGCGUUUACGCAGGCCGUGAGGAACUUUUUGCGCCACACACCAAGGCACAACUGCCUAUGGUCCACGUGUACUGUUUCUCGGGUCACUCAGAGAAUGAAGUCGACGACCAUAUUGAUAUCUGCAAGCGCAUGUCCGAGGUAAUGGAGUACCCCAUCACGGUAGAGGACCGGGUUGGCGGAACUGGAAACCAGGAGCUGGAGCUUUCCAUUCACAACGUGAGACUGGUUAGCCCUAACAAGCAGAUGUUCUGCGCCAGCUUCCGACUUCCUAAGGAGGUUGCAUUCAGGAAGAAGUGA